AUGGCACCCAGCCCAGCCCAGUCCACCCCAGCACGGAGUAGACAGUCCGCCCAGGGAGGAGCAAGAAUGCUCCCUGUUUCCACAGCCUCAACCGAGACAAAAGGCUAUCAGUGCCAGGGGUGGCAGUUACAUCAAGAGCAGAGACCCAGGAGCACCACGAGUGGCAGAGUCAGAGCCCUGAGCCCUCAGCAGCAGGACGCCCUAAUCCAGGUGACUGAGAUGCCAUCCUGCAGGAAGCCCUGGCGCAGCAUGGCAAAGGGGCUCCUUCUGGGUUGCCUCUUUACCGGCCUUCUAUUGCUGCUCUACUCGUACAGUGUUGCUCCUUCUCAAGCCACCUUGACCAAGGUCCCAGAACCAGCCCAAUGUUCCUCUCCACCCACCUCACCUGCCAACAUCCCCAAAGGCUCUUGCUGGCCAAAGUUAGAUGUUGUGUUCAUGAAGACUCAUAAGACUGCCAGCAGCACCCUGUUAAAUAUCCUCCUCCGCUUUGGCCAGAAGUACAACCUCAAGUUUGCCUUCCCCAGUGGAAUGAGUGACUUUAACUACCCAUCCUUCUUCAAGCGUAACAUGGUGCACAACUACCAGCCUGGCGACUGCUUCAAUAUCAUCUGCAACCAUAUGCGUUUCUCCUACUCUGAAGUGCAUAGCUUGGUGACCCCCAAUGCUACCUUCAUCACAGUGCUACGGGAUCCAGCCCAUCUCUUUGAGUCAUCUUUCCAGUACUUUGAGGUGUUGGUGCCCUUCACAUGGAAGCUCACGGGCCGCGACAAGCUGGCCAAGUUCCUGCAGGACCCGCACCGCUACUAUGACCCCAAAGGCUUCAACGCCCACUACCUCCGCAACCUGCUCUUCUUUGACCUGGGCUACGACAGCGGGCUGGACCCCCGCAGCCCCCAGGUGGAGGCGCACAUCCUGGAGGUGGAGCAGAGGUUCCACCUGGUCAUGCUGCAGGAGUACUUCGACGAGUCGCUGGUGCUGCUCAAGGAGCUGCUGUGCUGGGAGCUCGAGGACAUCGUCUACUUCAAGCUCAACGCCCGCCAGGCCUCCGCCGUCCCGCGGCUGACUGGCGAGCUCUACCGGCGGGCCACCGCCUGGAACCAGCUGGACGCGCUGCUCUACCGCCACUUCAACGCCAGCUUCUGGCACAAGGUGGAGGCCUUCGGGCGGGAGCGCAUGGCCCGCGAGGUGGCCUCGCUGCGGCGGGAGAACGAGCGAAUGGAAAGGAUCUGCAUUGAUGGUGAGCAUGCAGUGGAUGCCAAGGACAUUGAGAAACCAUCACUGCAGCCCUGGCAGGCAAUGGGGGCAAAGACAAUCCUUGGUUACAACCUAAAGAAGCAUAUCAGUCAUCAGUACAGCCAGUUGUGCCGGAAAAUGGUGACUCCCGAAAUCCAGUACAUGACUGAACUUGGGGUCAAUUUAUGGGUCACCAAAUUAUGGUGGUACAUCAGGAAAUUUCUGCAGAUUUGAUAGAUACCUGACCCUGACCAAUUCUCUCUGUCAUUCCUGGCUCAAAAAACAUGCACAAGGGGUAUCCCUUACUCAGGGCAGAGUGGAUGAACCUUUGGGCUAAACACUCAGGGAAGUAGCCAAGGUAACAAAGUCUGACCUCCACCUUCCAAGACAGGCCAAUAUCUUUCCAUUCUUAAACUAAAUCUGGGUAAGACACACAAUAAAAUGGACCAAGAUCUGAGCAUUACCUCACAGUCCAUUGGGUGAGCUUACAAAUGGUCAAGCCAAAUUAGACAGGAUAUAAGAUGCCUUCAGUCAAGGGCAGCAUUUGAAUAAUUACAUACGUUUAAAAAAAAUUAAGGGACAUUGUCCUUCUAUGGAGCAGCCUCUGAAAUAAAAUAAUUUAUUCCUUCUAUUUUAUGUGUGUAGAAAGUGAGAUUGAGGAGGCUUCCCACGAGAUCAUUCCUUACGAUGUAUUGGCCCAAAUUAUUGGGAUAAAUUCUCUGGACUUCAUUUCCCAGGAUGCUCCACAUUUGGACACUGAGGAUGGACAUUUCUAAGUGAAGACUUGAACGGGUUGUCUUCUGAGAGUCAGGACAUUUAAAAAGUGGGGCUACAAGAGGUGGUCCUGAGUGGAUAUGAGGAGGCUAACCCAGGCCUGGGAAAGACAACAGUACCAGCAGACCACUGAUGACCCCAGAGCAAAAGUAAGAGGUUUCCUUAGAUCCCCAGUCUCCCUCAAGUGACUUUAUAGACCUCAAGACUGCCCUGAGAAGCUUGUCUGUGAGGCAGAGACUCAGAGAUGGGCAAGGUCCCACCCAUAGCCCUCUCAUUGAGGUGGCAUUGGGAACUACCAGGUCAGUCGCUUUCAGGAAGUGAACCUGAACUCUAAGAUUUUUACUCCUGAGUCAUGAGUUUGGAAGUGAUUCUCCCCCAAAUUCUGGGUGAUUAAGAGUUAUAUUAUAAUCACCUUAGAGUUUGUAAGGGGAUUCACCCAUUUGCAUAUAGGGCCUAAGAAUGGCUCUAAUGUUAGGUCAUCUUAACCCUGUUAUUUUCAUUGCUUUUGUGUCUAAAUUAAUUUGAUGAGAUUUCACCAUGAGAUUGCAGCUGGAACAGCACCAGGAGACAUAGCUAACAUAUUGGAUAAUGACAGAGUCAGGAGCCAAAAAGAUCAUGACAGACCAGACUAGAGCUUCGGGCUGAAAGGCAGAAGAUGAAUUUCAAUGGUGAUCAAUGUGAAGUCUUACAUUUGGUUCAGAAGAUCGUCAACAUAAGGACAAGAAUGAGGGGCCAUGAUUAGACAUUAGGUUGUUUGGGGAAAGGUCUGGGAGUCUGAGUGAACUGUAAACCUAAAAUGAGCCAGUAAUGUGAAAGGGCACCCAAAAAAUCUGAUGCUUUCUUGGCCUGAAUAAAGAAGGGCAGAGCCCCAAAGAGAAGGAAGGUAAUUGUCCCUCCAUGUCCUGCCAUGGUCCU
This is a messenger RNA of Vombatus ursinus (common wombat), 2922 nucleotides long. Its product is annotated as galactosylceramide sulfotransferase-like. NCBI's taxonomy places the organism in Eukaryota, Metazoa, Chordata, Mammalia, Diprotodontia, Vombatidae. Gene Ontology annotation, cellular component: membrane. The record is from RefSeq and is a predicted model, not a curated record. Gene Ontology annotation, biological process: galactosylceramide biosynthetic process; myelination. Gene Ontology annotation, molecular function: galactosylceramide sulfotransferase activity.